This is a messenger RNA of Salvia miltiorrhiza (redroot sage), 966 nucleotides long. RefSeq lists its product as uncharacterized. The transcript has 3 exons. Lineage: Eukaryota; Viridiplantae; Streptophyta; Magnoliopsida; Lamiales; Lamiaceae. The coding region runs from base 1 to 966 and encodes 321 amino acids. The record is from RefSeq and is a predicted model, not a curated record.
AUGCAAGGACUCUGUAGUUUGAAAGGACCGUUGGUGUCUCCGUUGGAUAGCACGAGCACAAGGGUUUUCAAAAAGAAAGGAGAGGAGAGCUCUGAUUCAAGUUCGGAUGAAAGGGAAAGUGACAGAGCUGACGAGCUCUGCUCUGACCUCAACCGUACAGAGCUGAAUUCAGCACAAGAAGAGUACAGUGCUGACGAGUUCGGCACUGCCGACAAGGAAAAACAGCCAGCCCAGCACACCAAAGAAGAGAUGGCGCAGAACAUGGAGUACAUGGGGGACUUCACCCGGCCCGUCAUCGGAGACACCAACACAUCGAUCGGCGACGGUGAGAGCCUCCGCCGUCUGAGCCCUAGCCCCAAUCACGGCUCCCACAGAAUCCUCCGUCGCCAGCCACGCCGCCUCUCCCUUCUGACUCCUACCGACGACACUAGCGCCGCCGUCCUCACUCUCCUCUCCCCCAGAUCUGACAAAAUCUCUCUCUCUCUUUCCAACAAACUUCGGCGGACGACGGCAGCCCUCCUCCGUCCGCCGCCACCGCUCGUUCUCCCUUUCAAAUCUUCAACCGACAGCAGCAGAGUCGCGGCCGCCGCCUACCAUUUUCUUCUCUGCUUUACGGUUAAUCAAGCAACGCUUUGUGUUUCACGUGUUUUACGUAUUCUCAAGGUCAGCGAACAGAUUGGUUACACGACUUGCAUCCAAUAUUGUUUAGAGUACUUGGAAGCCGUCCCUUGGGUGGGACAAGAGGAGGAAGAGAAAGUGGUUUCUUUAGUCUCCCACCUUGAAGGUGAGGGCAUUGGGGUGAAGCCAGUACUGAAACGAGUGUCUCCCGAAAUCCCAACACCACCUAACGCCACCCUUUCUCACAUAUUGGAGUUGGUGCUAAAAAGCAGAGAAGAAAAGGGAAGGCGAGAAGAGUUGGAGUUUCUAAUUCCUUUCAUUUCGUUCCCCUUUUUGUUUAAAAACUAA